GUACUCAAGUAUGAGCCGUACCACUACAGCGACCUGGCGGCGUUUUUGAUCGAGCGCGGCCUGCAAAACCGCGUCACCAUCGGACACUACCUCUUCUGGCAUCUCGAGGCGGAGAUGAGCGUGCCCGAGAUCGCAGAGCGCUAUGGUCUCAUGCUCGAAGCCUACCUUCGCGGCUGCGGCGACCAGCGGGCCGAUUUGUUGAAGCAGAUGGAGGUCAUCAAGAAGCUCAAGAGCGUUGCGGAGAGGACGAAGGAGGUGCCGCUGGCCCGACGCCGGGCCGUGCUCCACGAGGAGCUGGCCAAG
Acanthamoeba castellanii str. Neff is the source of this 303-nucleotide messenger RNA. RefSeq names its product phosphoinositide3-kinase, catalytic, gamma polypeptide, putative. Gene Ontology annotation, cellular component: cytoplasm; plasma membrane; phosphatidylinositol 3-kinase complex. Gene Ontology annotation, biological process: cell migration; phosphatidylinositol-3-phosphate biosynthetic process; phosphatidylinositol 3-kinase/protein kinase B signal transduction. The record is from RefSeq and is a predicted model, not a curated record. Lineage: Eukaryota; Discosea; Longamoebia; Acanthamoebidae. The annotation marks the transcript as partial. Gene Ontology annotation, molecular function: 1-phosphatidylinositol-4-phosphate 3-kinase activity; 1-phosphatidylinositol-3-kinase activity. The transcript has 3 exons.